AUGUACUGGGAAAUGAAAGAGGAUUCUCUGGCUCCAUUUAGAGCAACUCCAGAACCAGCAGGGUUAGAUUUGCAUGCCUUACAAAUGUAUAGGUUAAAACCCAGAGGCAUUCAACUGAUUGAAACAGGAAUAGGCAUUCAAAUAUCUCCUGAAAAUUUUGGUUUGACAGCACCCCGAUUGGGACUAACUUUAAAUGGUAUACAGAUUAUGGUAGGUGUCACUGAUGCUGAUUACCAAGGUGAAAUCAAAGUGAUAUUAAUAAACACUGGUGCUUCAAACUUGCUAAUACAAAAGGGGAAGAGUGGCUCAACUUCUUAUAACACCAGUGUAUGGCAGGCCUGUGGUAAAGAGAACAGCCCCCACCACUGUGACAGAGGAGAUAAGGGAUUUGGAUCCACAAACAAAAAUAAUGGUGCAAAAAUGUGGAUCCAAUCACCAAAAUUACCUGAGCCAUCUGAAGUUGUUGCAUAA
Messenger RNA from Protopterus annectens (West African lungfish), 471 nucleotides. Its product is annotated as deoxyuridine 5'-triphosphate nucleotidohydrolase-like. The transcript has a single exon. Gene Ontology annotation, biological process: dUMP biosynthetic process; dUTP catabolic process. The coding region runs from base 1 to 471 and encodes 156 amino acids. Gene Ontology annotation, molecular function: magnesium ion binding; dUTP diphosphatase activity. The record is from RefSeq and is a predicted model, not a curated record. Lineage: Eukaryota; Metazoa; Chordata; Ceratodontiformes; Protopteridae.